Messenger RNA from Zootermopsis nevadensis, 3961 nucleotides. RefSeq lists its product as uncharacterized. The record is from RefSeq and is a predicted model, not a curated record. Lineage: Eukaryota; Metazoa; Arthropoda; Insecta; Blattodea; Termopsidae. Gene Ontology annotation, molecular function: protein binding.
UGGACUUUGCAGGUGGUCGUUGUGAUUGUGGGUGUAGGAACAAGGGCUGUGACGCAAGAGACCGGCCCUCAUUCGGGGCCCACGGCUGCUGACAGGGGUUACACUGCAGAAUGGCAGUGGGAACAAUGGCCGCAACAGCUGAUGUCAGACAUUAAAAACGUGACUCGUGGGCCAGGACCCCGUAUGGGAUCAUCUUUGUGGUUUGAUAGUUCUGCCAGCAGUUGGUGGCUGUUUGGUGGUCACCAGUCACCAUCAAGCAGCACCAAAAACACUACAAAACUGAAAAUGUACACUGAUCUCUGGCGUUAUGACACCAGUGCUCGGAUUUGGAAUCGAAUUUUCCCUAAUGACAAGCUAAAGGGAAAUUCUGGUGGAAUGAUUCUUCUGAGAACAAAUCUGUUCAAUGAUGGGUACACUCAGAAAGGUAGAGGAACCUCAAGUAACAAUCCAGGUGUAGUUCUUUGUGGUCGCAGUGAAGGCAAAGGAUUAGAUGAGAGGUCGUUGGCAGUGUACGGUCCAAGGAGUUCCCGCAGCGACACAGUAUGGCAGCUGGAACUGAAGGACAGACAGUGGACAGCUUACGUGUGUUGCUGUGACAAUACAGGGAGACCAACAGGACAGAGUGCCAGAAACAAUAGUGCAGUGCCAACUGGAACAGUCAGACACGAAAGCAAUGUUACAAGAAACUUUUCCGCCAUUCAGAUUACUGAUGAUGGUUGUAAUGACACGAAAAUGAAUCAGAACAUUAAAGAAGAGAUCAACAACUACAGUACCACUGACAAUACUGAAAAGAAUAGAAAGAAAUCAAAAGAUGAAGAUGAUAAUCAAAGUAGAAUUUUAGAAGACUCGUUAAUAUUGGAAUGCAGAGAAUCGAGUACUGUAGUCAAUAAUCAAGAAAUUUAUGAGGAAGUUGACAGCAGGGGCAUUCUUCCAACACAAUCGCCAAUUACAGAGAAAUUAGUUAAAGACAAUAAUCGCUUAUUUAAUGCCUCAGUUGGGAGAAGGUUAAAUAAUGAUUCUUCUGUUCAGAACGAAGGACUAGGUAUAGGUAAACAAUGCCUGUCAGAUUUGGAGCAUGAAAAUGUUGGUGUUCCGGUGAACAACGUUUCUAGUAGAACCAAUUUCAGUGAUCUCGGUGAGGAUCGCAAUGAAGAUGAAACUGUUCAUACUUUAGGUAACAGAGCAACGCAUAGAAUAAACCAGAGGGAUGUCGUACCAAAUAAGGAAUCACGCAAACAGAAACCAAACUUAGAGGUUAUGUCAAAUGAUUCAUUUUUAAAUCAUGCAUUUUGUCCUGAUUUUGAUGUUGGUGAUAAUUCUAAUGAGGGACCCAGAGGACAUCCUGUGGCGUGGUGUGACACCAACAAGGAGCUGCUGGUGGCACUUGACCUAAAAGUGAUUCCUCUAAAACUGUGGCAGUUCGAUCUCAGAACAUCGCAUUGGACACAGCAAAAGGUAAACAUAGAAGAGGGCACUCUGUGGCCAGGAUGUUCAUCACAUAUUCGUUACACAUCAACUGGCAGUACCGUGUACAUCCUUUGCCCACCAUAUGGCACAACAACUGCAACUUCCACUCGUCUCGUAUACAGAAUUGAUCCCAGUAACGCCACUCUUCAAGCCUCUGGCCAGUUGCAGCUUAAUAUUCUGUUUGGAAACGAAGGUGGCGAUGCCAUUUGGACGGACGAGACCAAGACCAUUCUACAGACAGUUGAUACUGACUACAACAGGACAUUGCUGUUCGUAGCGUAUGACAAGCUGCUCGAUAUCUGGGUCUUAGACAGAUACAAUGACCGUAGCUAUUUUGUACCAGUUGAAAAUAUCUGGCGAGGCAGUGCUUUGAAAUGGUUCCGAGGGUUUGACGCCCCAUUUUACAAUCUGCAAAUGGGAGGCCAAUCAUGGUUGCUGCCUAACCCUAGGCAAGUAACAAAAUAUUGGCCGCGCGAAAGAGGUAGAUUCAUUAUUCGCCUUAUAGACCCCAAGGAAAAUUCUUCUGGAGCUAGUCCAAUUGAAGAGGAGCUACACAUGAUAGAAAUGAAGAACCAUUCAGAAACCAGCAUUCCAAUUCUGCAGCAUCACCAGACUCAAGAUGGAAUCAAAGCAUUAAUGUUUUUUGCCCUGUCAAUUUCGAUAUUUGGAAUAUUUGGAAUGGCAGUAUUUGUGAGGCGAUGCGUCACGUGUCCACCACAGUCUUGGCCUCUUCGUGGUGAUGACGGAAGCAAGGCGACACCUCCUGUUAUACGAUACAGUGUCAUACCUGAUGACCUAGCAUAUCCUGUAGCAUAGCAAUGUUAUUUCUGUAUGCUGUGAGGGAGAAAUAUACCCAUCUCCUGAGGUCAUAAUAUCUGUUUGAGGUCAUGGCAUAUCUUCCUAUUGGGAUGUACUGUCCAUAGUACCACUAAAUCAAGCAGAGGAAUGAAAUUAUUGAUGUAUGCGCUGAAUUGGACUGAGAAAUUCGCUCUUUAAUAACAGUGAAUUAAGCCUGUUGGAUAUUUUGGGAGCAAGCUGUAUCAAGGCGCAUGCAGACAGCUUUGCAUUAUCUUGUAGCAGUUGGUAUAAUAAUAAGUUAGUGAGUACAAAGGGGAAAUAGAUGAAUAAAAGAGGAAACUCUCUUAAUUAAUCCAUUAACCUGCCGCACCGUUAGAUCACGUUGUCUAAAACCAACUUAAAAUAAAUUUGUGUCUGAACAUAAAAUUCUGACUUAAUUUUUUAAAAUCAAAAUAGAUUGGAGUUAUGCUGUUUUUUUUUUUGUUGAUAUAAUUUUUCCACACUGAAUGCGCAGUGUAUCCAGUUUUCUGUAUACAACCAUUUGUUACACACAUCUACUCUAUUGGUAUAAUUUCUUGACUGCACUUUUAUUAUUGCAAGUGUUUCAAUAUGGAGACAACAGACAUAUUGUAUACCUGAAACUUAUUUUUAAUGUUGUUGAACAGAGCAGGGACAUAACUUCCAUCUGUGGCAAAUGACAACACCACUUAUUUCAACGAUCAAAGUAUUUUAUGACGUGCCAAACAUUGCAUGGUAUUAGUAAAUGAGCAGGGGCCUUCGUUAAAUUAUUUUUAUGCUUUCAAAAUAAGCUUAAAAUAUCAAUGUAGACAGUUUCAAAAUUUCUUAGAAAUAUAAUUAUCUGAUAACAAAGUGAUGACAUAUUUCAGAAGAUGUCUAAUUAAUGACAAAUAAAACAGUUUUAUUUGUAUGUAUCACGUGAAGUUAGGAUCUGGACAAAAGGGUUAUUUAUUACUGGUAAUAUGUAUAGCUCUGCCAUUUUGUAAUGUAGGUAAUAAAUGCUUUUAUAAUUAAAUAUUUAGGAAUGGCAGUAACAAAAUGUAAGGAAAUUAUGAGCAGAUUAAAUAUGAGGAAUACCGUCACGUUUUAUUUCCGAAUCUCUUCUUCUUCACGACUACUCUUUAUAAACAGAGAUUAAAAUAUAAAAUACUAUACCCUAUUUUGUUUUAUAUGGGAAUGGAUCUUUGUAAGGGAUGAAGACAGGUGAAAGAAAGUAUCUUGGGAAAAUAUUUGAACGUAAGAGAGUGGAAGUAACGGCAGGCUUGAGAAAACUGUAGAUUGAUCGGUUUCACAAUUUGUAGUUUUUACCAAAUAUUACUAGAGUGAUGAAAUCAAGGAGGAGAAUAUUGUAAUUUAAGCCUCAGAGAUAUUUGUGAGUGUGGGUGCAUAUAAAUAAACUUCAGCUUGUACCGAUUCUUUUGUAACUCUGAUGCUGAAUAUGACGGAAUGGACAUUACACAAGUACCUGUCAUUUUUAUUAUGGCAUGCCUUUUCAUAUUUUGCUACUGUAUGCUGUCAAAUUACAUGGGAUGUUUGCUACUAGUCCUGCAAGUAUAUGAUACACCUUCAAAUUCAAGUCUUAAUUUAUGGUCGACUGUACCUCAACAAGUACUGCAACAAAUCUGACUGAAAUGAUAAAUUACUAUUUUGGUUUGUUGCCAUUUACAUGUUAUUUUAU